Molecule: messenger RNA, 537 nt
Organism: Aspergillus nidulans FGSC A4
Lineage: Eukaryota; Fungi; Ascomycota; Eurotiomycetes; Eurotiales; Aspergillaceae
Product: cell wall mannoprotein 1 family protein
Exons: 1
Coding region: 1-537 (178 amino acids)
Cellular component (GO): fungal-type cell wall
Source: RefSeq, a predicted model, not a curated record
AUGAAGUUCACCACCGGUUUCUUCACUCUCGCCCUGGCUUACAGCGCCUUUGCUGAGCCCAUCCCCAAGGCGAAGCGCGCGCUAUCCGACUACACCGGUGUCUUCGACGCUAUCGGCGCCCAAGUCGCCACUGUUUCAUCCACCGUGGCCUCCUACGUGGCGGGCUCGACCUCCGGUUCGGCCGUGCAAGAUGCGUCAACCGAGCUUGUGACGAUUAUCAACGACGGCGCGGCCAGCGUCGCCGGUUUUGACUCUCUGACUUCCCUCGAGGCCCUUCAACUAGUCGCUCCCAUCCAGGAUCUGACGGGCGACAUCAGCGACCUUAUUGAUGCUGUGAUCGCGGCUGAGCCCAACUUCGUGGCAGAUGGUCUUGAUGGCGAUGUUCUUACCUCGCUUCAGGAUCAGAAGGCGGCCGCUGAGGGUCUGCGGGAUGCGAUCACGCCCAAGGUUCCGGCCGCUUUGGAGGAUAUCGCCAAUGAAUUGUCCGAGGGGAUUGUCGCUGAGAUUGACCGGGGCAUUGCGGCUUACUCUGACUAA